ACUACUGUUUUGUCAAUAUUGUCGAAUCUACACUAGUUUUGAAGCUACAAAUAUGAAUUUUUUCAUUAAAUUAAGAAUUGUAUUGAAAUUAAAAGUUCAUAUACAAAUGACUAAUUUGCGUAUAGCAAUUGUCAAAUACAGUGAUAACUAAAAAUUACAUUUAAUUAACAUAUAAAUUGUAAUUAUAGUAAUUGAAAUCCGAAUUUAUUAAAUAGAAUUUAUUAAUUAGAAGAAAUGGAAAUAAAUCAGAUUAGUAAUUUAUCUUUGAAAGAGAAUAUACACAAAUUAUUAGCGAUAUGCGGUUCAACAACUAAAGAAGAUUUGUCAGAAAUAUUUUAUAAACUUGAGGAUUGCAAUCAAUCAAAGUUGACAAUUGGAAUGUUUUUUGAAUUCAUAAAACUUGUAUACCAAGUUAAUGACAAUUGUGGAAGUUUAACUACAAUAUUAACCACAGAAAACAAGCUUGAUUGGGGCAAGUUAGCAAAAAUUGAUAUACAUUGUAAAAUACAGAAUUAUAAUAGUACUGAUGAAAAGUACAUUAAUAGUAAUGUCAUGCAGAAACAUAAAAAUAUUCAUACAGCAGAAGAAAUUUCAUCUGAUACAGAUGAUAACAAUAUUAAAUACUCUCUACAUUGCAUUGUGCCUCCAAAUAUGCAACUUAAAAAUAAGCAAACACAUACUUAUGAUCAAAAUGUAAUAUCUGAUUUUGAAAGAUGCAAUCAAAUUAUGCAAAGUUCACUACGAAUAGAGGAUAUGAACAUUGGAAGAUCUGUGGAUACAACAGAAAAUUUUUUAAUUACUUUAAUGAAAACAAAUCUAAGUGAUGUACUGCAUGAAGGUUUAUUAGAUUCAAUAUUGCCAUAUAUGAUUCCAAAACCUACUAUUUCACAGCCUAUUAUUAAAAAAUCUAUUAUAAGUACCGAGGUGAAGAAAUGUAAUUCUUUGACUAAUAAUAUUGAAACCAAGGUACUUACAAAUGUCAUGCAUAAAGAGAAGGAAAAAGAUAAAAGUAAAUCAAGCAAGAGAUCAACUGACAAUGAAGUGGAAAUUCACGUCUGUGACGAAGAAAAGAACAUUAAAAAAAAUUUUCAUUGUCCUCAAAAGCUUCUUAUUCAAAAAAUGCGUUAUUUUGCUGAUGUGACAGCAGGUCAAAAAUUAGAGGAAAUAGAUAUAUCAGUUCAUUGUGAUGUUACAAUAUUUGAUUGGUUGAUGAGAUGGGUGAAAAAAGAUAUUAUAAAAAAAUCUGAAUGGCCAGUUUUGGAAAUUAAUAAUGUUAUUCCAAUAAUGGUGUCUGCAUCAUUUUUACAAAUGGAACCACUACUAGAAAGCUGCUUACAAUAUUGUCGUGAAAAUAUAUCUGAUAUAUUAAAAACAUCAACAGUUUUAACUGGUUUAGAUGAUAAUCUUUUAAUAAGAUUAGUAGAACAAUUUACAAAUGAAGAUGUUGAAGCAUUAAAAGACAAAAAGGAUAAAAUUCAAAGUAAAUUAUUUUGUAAGUUGAUUAUGUCUCUUGCCGAGGUAAUGCCAGAUAAUAAGAGAGGACACUAUAGUUCUUUAGCUACUUUAUUUAAGUGCAGUAAAUGUGGGAAAAAUAUUAUUCAAUCCGUUUCUAAUUAUGUACCAUGUAUUUCAAGUGCAAUGAAAAUUGACAACCAUGGGAAUAUUCACAGCAAACACAUAAGGGAUUUAACAUGGACUUUAAAUGAUUACAUUAUUAGUCUUCGAACAGAGUUACGUUCUUGGCGUAAAGUUUAUUGGAGGCUAUGGGGAGAUUGUCACUUUUUAUUUUGUACACAGUGUAAUAUAUAUUUUCCAAUCCAUCACUUUGAGUGGUGCUGCUAUCAUACAGAAUUUCCACAGUUUUUUAUUAAUGAACAACAACGGCCUAUACCAUUUCCUCUGGGUAGAUAUCCAUGCUGUAGUCAACGAGCAUAUAAGUUUGGAGUAUUACCAAAUCAUGAAGGUUGUAGGUAUAGGGAACAUAUUCCAGAUAUUAAGACUCAAACAAACAUAAGUGUAUUGAAUAUUUUUACAGUACAUAGGGAAGUGAUAGUUAUGAAACCACCGCAAUUGUUUUUCCCAGAAAAGAUUACUAGAUUAGUAGCUCGUGAUGCAUCACUUCAACCAGGAAAAUUAAUAUGUAAAGAUGUAAUGUGGUGGCUUGGUAUAGAACUUACACCACAGCGACCAAGACUUGGACUUUUAGGAAAAAUUUGGAGCGGGUCAGGAUUCCGACGAAUAUCUCAAAUGCAUGAUUUACAAAAAUCAUCACAAAAGGUUCGUCAGCAAGUUUCUAUUACAACUGAUACUUCAUCGAUUACAUCUUCGACAACAGAUAGCGAUAUAGAUGAUGGUAUUACAACUUAUGAAUAUAGUAGUAUUGAUGAAGAAUCAAAUCAUAGUGAAGAAUCUCAUGCACGGUCCUCAUUAAAAUUAAAAAAUAAAAUAAAAAAGAAAUCAAGAAAUGACAUGUGGAGAAAUAAUGGUCGCUCGUGGAGUGGUAAUUUAAAUGUAAGACACAAUCAAGAUAAUCAAAGAGAUUUUGAAGAGAAUGCAGCUUUACAAAUGAUAACGCUACUAACAAAGAGAGUAUCUGUAGAUUCUUCUUCACUAUUAAAAUCAUCUACUAAACAUAAUCGGAUAAAAAAACAAUUAAAUGCAGGAGGAAUUUAUACAAGAUUGGAAGCAGAACUUCGUGAUCAACUAAAUCAAUCUUAUAAAAAUAAAAAUAUAACUGGGAAGUAUUUUCUACGUACGAAAUUAAAUAAAUCAUAAGUAUAUCAGAUUAGUAUAACUGUCACUGACUGUUUUGUAUGUUGAACUCUUUCGUAAAAUAAAAUAUUUCUUUACU
This is a messenger RNA of Bombus pyrosoma, 2851 nucleotides long. RefSeq lists its product as uncharacterized. The record is from RefSeq and is a predicted model, not a curated record. Bases 235 to 2775 code for a protein of 846 amino acids. The transcript has 9 exons. Lineage: Eukaryota; Metazoa; Arthropoda; Insecta; Hymenoptera; Apidae.